This is a messenger RNA of Cylicostephanus goldi, 342 nucleotides long. Lineage: Eukaryota; Metazoa; Nematoda; Chromadorea; Rhabditida; Strongylidae. The record is from the annotation of a GenBank genome assembly.
GAAGGAGCCGCAUCAACCUCGGAUCGCCUUUUGCUUCUAUUUGAUUCACAAACACGUGAUCAAUUAGAGCACAAGCAACCGAGGCACGGCUACACUACCACAUCUUCUAUGCCAGCAUUUUAUAUUCGGUUACGAGGAUAUCUGUUAGGAAGCAGCGGCUUGGAAAUCGUUUAUACUCAGUUCUAUCGCUGGGCUACAGCGCUUUGUCCAGGUGCUGGAGAAUACCAUUGCGAUAAUGCCCGAUGUGUUAAGUCUACGUUACGAUGUGAUGGAGUGAAUCAUUGCGGUGAUGGAAGUGAUGAACAAUGUCAACGACCAAUUUCGGAUUUCAAACAACCGUGA